This is a messenger RNA of Epinephelus moara (kelp grouper), 3358 nucleotides long. RefSeq lists its product as uncharacterized. The record is from RefSeq and is a predicted model, not a curated record. Gene Ontology annotation, molecular function: structural molecule activity. Bases 113 to 1669 code for a protein of 518 amino acids. NCBI's taxonomy places the organism in Eukaryota, Metazoa, Chordata, Actinopteri, Perciformes, Serranidae. Gene Ontology annotation, cellular component: intermediate filament. The transcript has 4 exons.
AUCUCACUUUCUCUCUCGCUCACACACUCACCCUCACACACUCCUGAACUCCACUUUCUCUCUCUCUCCCGUAUAGAGCAGUAGGACCGGCCACCACCAAGCUAAAGGAAACAUGAGUUACUCCAGCGAGAUUUACAGCAGCAGCUCCUAUCGGAAGAUCUUCGGAGAUGCCCCCCGGUCCGGCCGCGUGGGUAUGGGCAGCAGCCCGUCCCGCGCGCACUCUGCGGGAUACCGCAGCAGCCACCGCACCUAUGGUUCCCCCUCCGUGAUAUCCUCCACCACCUACCGCAGGACAGCGGCUCCCGGCCGCGUCUUCUCCAUACCGGACUCCGCGAUGGACCUGACCCAGUCCACCGCGGUCACCAACGAGCUCAAGAUCAUCCGCACCAACGAGAAGGAGCAGCUGCAGGGCCUCAACGACCGCUUCGUGUCCUUCAUUGAGAAAGUGCACAACCUGGAGCAGCAGAACAAAGUCCUGGAGGCAGAGGUCACGAUGCUGCGGCAGCGCAACAACGAGCCCUCGCGCCUGCACGAGCUGUACGAGCAGGAGAUCCGCGAGCUGCGGUCGCGGGUGGAGGAGCUGACCCACGAGAGGAGCCAGAUGCACCUGGACUGCGUGCAGAUGAACGACACGCUGGAGCGCGUGAGGGAGAAGCUCGAGGAGGAGACCAAGCUGCGCGAGGAGGCGGAGAACACCCUGAAGGGUUACCGGAAGGACGUGGACGACGCCACCCUGGCGCGCCUGGAGCUGGAGAAGAAAGUGGAGUCGCUGCUGGAUGAGAUCGCCUUCCUCAGGAAAGUUCAUGAGGAGGAGCUGCAGGAGUUGCAGUCGUCUCUGCAGGCCACUCAGGUGUCAGUGGAGAUGGACAUGAGCAAACCGGACCUGACUGCAGCCCUGAAGGACAUCCGAGCUCAGUAUGAGAACCUGUCAGCCAGGAACCAGGCCCAGGCAGAGGACUGGUACCGCUCCAAGUUUGCUAGCGUGACUGAGGCGGCUGCCCGCAACCAGGAUGCUGUCAAGCAAUCGAAGGAGGAGCUGAGCGAGUACCGCAGGCAGGUGCAGGCGCGCACCCUGGAGAUCGAGGCCCUCAGGGGCCACAACGAGGCCCUGGAGAGGCAGAUUGCUGAGAUGGAGGAUCGCCAUAACAAUGAAAUGGGAGAGAUGCAGGAUACCAUUCAGCAGCUGGAGGCUGCCCUGCGCAGCACCAAAGGAGAAAUGUCCCGCCACCUGCGUGAAUACCAGGACCUGCUGAACGUCAAGAUGGCACUGGACAUCGAGAUCGCUGCCUACAGGAAGCUGCUGGAAGGCGAGGAGUGCCGCCUCAGCUCCGUUGGUGGAGCCAUGGUCCAGUCUGGCUACCCGGGAUUCUCCUACAUGUCAGCCCGCACCUACACUCUAGGCGCAUACAGAAAGUCUGAAGCCAAGCCCGAGGAGGAGGAAGAGGAGGCCGAAGAACAGGAGGAGGAAGAGGAGGGAGAAGAGGAGGGAGAAGAUCAGGAGGAGGGAGAGGGUGAGGGUGAGGGUGAGGGAGAGGAGGAGGAAGAGGAGGAGGAGGGAGAGGAGGAGGAAGAGGAGGAUGAGAAGCAGAAAGGAAAGGAGGAGAAGGAGGAGAAGGAAGAAAAGGAGAAGAAGAAGGAGAGCCCCACCGGCAAGAACAGCAAGAGCUAAACUGCUUGUGUCAACUUCAUCUUCAUCAUUAUCAAUAACACAUUACUCAUCCCACCAAUCACUUAUAUGGAUCUGGUCUCUGUUCACGUCAUCUCUGUCACACACAGUUUUGCACACUCCAGACGCCUCACCUCACACCUUCUGUGUUUUUCUGUCUCUGUUUGCUCCGUAAUUCAGACGUGAUUAGAACAAACUCUAUUAGACGGAGAAAAAGUAGAUGUAUUACAGAUGUAUUACGAUGGCAGAGGAGUUUAAUCAUUUACAUACUCUGCUGAGGUCAUGAUUUUACAUCCCAUAAGUGCAGAGGGACGUGCAGGAAGCUAGCAUGAUGUCACAAAGUUUCUUAAGUUUGAAACGCAACAAUGAUUUUUUCCUCACAUGAGCAACAGUAAAUGUGCCAUUAAAGAUCAAUAUUCACAGUAAGAGCAAUCAAAACCUUGAAGUAACAAUCUUGUCAGCACACAGACUUUUAAGAUAAACGCACAGAGUAACAGCCAGUCCAACUUUUACGGUGCUAUUUGAUUUUUACAUAUAAAAGUUGGGGAGUAAGUUAAAGAUUUUAUCAUAGACCGAAGCUCUACCAGCUCAUUCCUGAGUGUCGGCUCGUUACGCGGGAGUGUUCGGAGGAAACCUGCAUCUAUUUGGACUGUAAAUCCAACCCCACGUUUCCCACCGCUGAAGAAUGCUUUUCACUCUUUCUCUUCCUCUUUCUUCUUCUCAUCACUCUCUAGCUCUGCAUCUCAUCCCACCACGACAAACAGAAAUGUACCACUAACUGUUCAAGUCCCUUUUUCAUUCUCUUUAAUUCACUGCAGUGUCACAGCACGGCAAUAAUGGCAACUUGGAGCUUGGAAAAACUGUAUAUACAAAUGUAAUGUGAGGGUGGGUGGCAUUUCCACUUGCUGCAAAGGAGGAGUGCUGCAGCUUCUCCGUGAGAGAGAGUGCAUCUUUGGGAAUGAAAACUGUAGAGUUUAAAUUACUGCUAUAUAUAAUUUUUUGGGAAUAUGAAUUAUCCUUCCUUUGAUUGAUUCAUUUGUCAGUGAAUUUAUCAGCCAGCUCACCUGUCAGAGUUUAAUAUUUAUCUGCAAGUCUACUUUCUUGAUGUACUUUCCCUUCACCGACCUUUUCUCUUUCUCCUUGUACAAAUGUAGUGGUGCUUUUGUUUAAUUUAGCUGGAUAAAGGAAACACGGUGAAGGUAAGUGUGGCUGCUGGUGUCAGGCAGCUGAUGAUGACACUGACAGCCCUCAGCUCAGACUGGAAGUGGCAGGUGGGGCAGAUGCUGCAGGGGUCGUGGCUGUAUGCUACAGAGUGGCACAUAAGGGCUAUUUUCACCAGAACUCCUCCUAUCACUUUGCUCUGCACUGUUUUAUUUCACUGUGGUUUAUUGUUUCGUCCUCUGGGAUCUUAUGUCUGACAAAUGAAUCAACCAACGGCAUGAAUGCAUGGCCUGACUCUUUGAGCUUGAAUAUCUGCUGGAUGGGAUAAAAUUUUUGCUUGUUGUGUGUUCAGUUAAAAAAACUUGCCUUAACCAUGACCGAAAGUUAAAAUAACACGUUUUCACCGCCAUCUCACUUGUUUCUGGGGAGGCUGAGGAGUGCUGACACUUUCCAGACCUCUGCUAUACAACUGUGACUGUACGUGCUGCUCUCUCAUGCAGUGAUAUUCCUCUCAAAGCCAAAUAAAGACAU